UUUGUUUUACAUCGCAACAACUAUUUACAGACUGAAAUGUACAUUUUUUUUGGUUUCUGUCAAUUUCAGCGGUUGCCUUGGACACAUGACGCAUCUCUGGGCCUUUCCUUGUAACCAUGGAGCUGGGAGUUGACAGGGCCUUCCCAGCAUACGUCUCUCCGAUGGAGUCCAAGGGCUGCAGUGGGCGACAGAAGACCAGGAUUCCAGAGUUUAUCCAGAGGAGUGGGACAGGCAGAACAACCCAACAUUCCAAAGACAAAGGCGAGGAGAGGAGGAAAGGGGACAGCGGUGGUUCCAGGAAGAAUGCUGACAUGGCAUCCACCUCCGGGUAUAUGAGUGACAGGAGGCAGUACACUAUAAGGACCCCGGUGGUCACCACCACGGAGCAGCAGCAGGCCUCCAUCCUAAAGAAAUCAUACGUACAGGAGCACCCAGAAAACGAGCGACAGUGGGAAGGUAGCAGUAAUGAAGCAGACCGUCAUAGAGCAGACCAUCAACAGUCCCCAAACAACCUCAACCCCUCUCAGGCUGACAUCUCACCUUGCUCAGCUUCCAAAGAGGACCUCAACACCUCCCUGGGGAUGUCAGACCUCAGGACCAGGUUGUCACAUGAAGAACUCACCUUCAGGUCACCUGGGCAGCAGCCCCGGCCGACACAGCCCCUCCAGCCGACCCCUGGAGGUCCAUAGCUUCUCUACUCCACUCAGACCCAAGUGGACCUCCACUCUGCUAUCCUCCCUCUCGCCUUCCUACAUCCCCAAUUUGCGCCCCUCCAGACAGAGACGGACAGAGCUGAGAAUGGUCGCAGGUGAAGUUUAUCAAUCACGUGAAGAGGGAGGGGAAACGUAUCUAAAUGUAGGCCCUUCAGUGGGCGACCCCCAGGUUCGCUCCAACCCUGCGCUCCACACCAUGUCCCCCCACCAGGCCAACUCCUGGCCCUGUGCCAUUUCCAGCUCCCUGCCCCACUCCCCAGACCGACACUCUUCGAGCUGGGACCCUGAUAAGGAGUAUCAGACCCUCCUGGACUACACCUACCCCCUGAGGCCAGGUAGGGGGGUGGGUGGAUGGGAUACCUCAGAGCUUGGGGGUGGGUCUCUCAUUCAGACAGACCCAGGCCUCCUGGAUUCGGGGAUAGAACUGGACCGUCUCUGCAGCUCCAUCAGCCUAUCAGCUUUGGACUUUUCCCUAAGUGUCACGGCAGGGGUGGGCACUAGUAGGGCCAGGGAGAUGGGGAUGCUGGGUAUAGGUCAGAGGUCAUCUGAGCUGCGUGGGUUCUCACACUCCAAGUCCUCUGAUGGUCGCCUCUCCACUAGCCCCUUCUUCUCUGCAGACCCUAUUGGUCUAUCAGUAGAGAGUCUGGACUAUAGUGGAAGUGGUGGUGGUCUGAACCAUUCACAUCGUAGCGGGGGAGGUCACUACCGCCAACAUGGCAGCUCCUCCUCCUCUUCCACCACGUUCAUCCGCAGAACCAGUAUCCUUCCCCGGCCAGGGUACCUCGGAGAGUGGGAUUUGGACGAGGAGUUCUGGCCUCUCCCGGAGCAGUUGGAGGAGCUCCAGGGUUUGUCCCAGCAAGUCAGGGAGGUGACGGCCCAACUCAGCCAAUCUGUCACAGCCUAUUGGGACUCCAUGGAGAGGGGGAACACCUCCGUCCAGUCCUGCAUGACCAUGGCAGAGAAACAGGAGGCAGAGGAGGAGAGAGAAGAACAGGAGCAGAAUAAGGAGGAAGAAAGGGAGGAAGAGAAGGAGAAAGAGGAAGAGUCCAUUUCUGAAGCACUUCAACACUUCAAUAAAGCGAGCAAUUGUGGGGAGUCCUUCCAGGCAGCCAGAGGCCCUGGUUUUAGGAUGGAGGCUGGGGUAGUAAGCAGGGGAGUGAGAAUGGCCAGUCUGAGGGAGGCGGCAGGCAUGGUGGGUGGACUAACCCUGCCUGAGUUCCAGACGGGGAGCCAGGGGGAGCAGGAGCAAAGGGAGUCCCUCAUGCAGCACAUCCAGACCUUCUGUUCUAACCUGGAGGUGCUCAUCCAAUGGCUGUACACGGUGGUGGAGAGGAUGGAGGUACUGGAGCCGCCCACUGUGGACAUCAAGAGUGUCAAGUCAUCCCUGGCGGAUUAUAAGAGGUUUCAGAGAGAAGUGAACACACACCAGCCCCUGACCACCUCUAUUCUGCAAACUGGAGGGCUUCUCCUGGGUUGUUUGACCUCCACUUCUUCCGUUCUGAAAGAGACCCUCUGUCUUAUUGAGAGGCAGUCCAAGGCGCUGGAGACCCACUCAGAGCACCACUUCUCCUCUAUUAUCUCGGUCAUGGACAGACUGACCCAGCCCAGGGAGUCCAGUGGGAGAGAGGAGACCCAGGCAGGAGACCCGGAUAGGAUGGCGGUCCAGAAGACCGCUCAGUGAAGGCUCUACGGUUAUGUAGAGAUUGGGAUAUGAUUACUCUAUAGCACCCUCUAGUGACAUGUUAUCAGGUUUAUUAUUUAUCAUCAGAAGAAGUGCUCUAGUCGCACAAACUGGAAUAAUAUAAUGGUGCAGAUAAAGUUCAGAAUUACAUAAUUUCACGUGUACAACAUCUAAUGACCUGUAUCACUAAAAUAAUGUAUUUGGGUGUUUUUGGAGCCUUUGUUUGUGGUUUUCCACAGCCCCCAUACUGCAGAGCAUGCAACGAGGAAGUCUAUUGCGGGUGGUUUCUCAAAACAAGGUGAAAUCGCCCAAAAAGUGUCUGCACCCUUCUGUAGCAUGCAAUUUAUAUCACAAAUAGACAUUUGGUUAAAAAAUAGUGAAACGAUCCUUGCUGUGUUGAAAAGAGACCACUUGACUGUUGUCAUGCUUUUGAUUCAUUAUUUUGUUAAGUGCUUUUUAAAUUUAAAGUGCCUUCAGAA
Oncorhynchus mykiss (rainbow trout) is the source of this 2873-nucleotide messenger RNA. The record is from RefSeq and is a predicted model, not a curated record. NCBI's taxonomy places the organism in Eukaryota, Metazoa, Chordata, Actinopteri, Salmoniformes, Salmonidae.